GUUAAAAAAAAAAAUCACACAUCCUUCGCCUUGGUUUCCGUUUCUCGUUUCGCGACACCACUCUACUACCCUAAACGCGGUCCUUUACAUCACCAUUUCACACGCCGUUGAUUCAAUAGAGGAGUGCAUUCAGAUCAAAUCCAUUUAAAUUACAAUAUAACGUGUAUUGUGAUAAAAAAAAAAGACACAAUGAACCCCUACUCAAGGCCGAUUAAACACAUCCAGCGCGAGGAUCUGUACACCAACCUUGAAGUCCGAAUCCAAUAUCUCCACUCAUUUCUCGACUUUUCAAGUCGUGACAUCGAUGCUCUCAUCAGCGACUCCAAAUACAUCAAGGCUCUCAUCCCCGCCGUUGUCAACAUUGUCUACAAAAAGCUCCUCCAGUACGACAUUACUGCCCGCGCCUUCACCACCAGAAGCACAUCUUUUGAGGGUCCUCUCGAUGAAAUCCCCGAUGAAAAUAGCCCGCAAAUUCUACAUCGCAAGAUGUUCUUGCGGGCAUACCUGAACAAGCUGUGUUCAGACCCAAGCAAAAUGGAGUUUUGGGAGUAUCUCGAUAAGGUCGGCAUGAUGCACGUUGGUCUUGGCCGAAAACAUCCCCUGCAUAUCGAAUACGUCCAUCUGGGCGCAUGUCUAGGGUUCAUUCAAGACAUCAUGAACGAGGCCAUCCUCUCCCAUCCGCGCCUUCACAUCCAGCGCAAAAUCGCCCUCGUCAAGGCCCUCAACAAGGUCAUAUGGGUGCAAAACGACCUUAUGGCUAAGUGGCACGUCAAAGAUGGCGCCGAGUUCGAGGCACCCGACUCCGACAUUGAGAUUGAGCGUGAGGGAUACCUCCACGGCAAGAAGAUCCUCGAUGAAGAUGAUAUGAAGGACCAUACGAAUGCUGAGGGAUCUCCUGAUGCGGAGGACAGGCCGAGAGCGCAGGGGACGUGUCCCUUUUCUGGCGUAUCAGCUGCCGGAGCGUCGGUGAGGAAGGGAGUUUCUGAAGAGGCAAACUAAGGAUAGAAUGAUGCUGGGAUGAAAGCGAAUGAUGAAAUUUCAUAAAGUCCGGUCAUGAUAUCCUUGCCAGGACUUGAUCUUUGUAUUACUAUUACUAUUACUAUUAUUAUCAUCAUCGUUGCGAUGAAGUUUGGUAUCAUGAGUUAACGGCGUCGGGCUAUAUUCGUAGGUGGAAAUGGACAAUAAACACUCAACACAUUGAGGUAGUGUAUGCAUUCUAGGUAUGAAUUCCAGCAUA
Trichoderma virens Gv29-8 is the source of this 1237-nucleotide messenger RNA. RefSeq lists its product as uncharacterized. Lineage: Eukaryota; Fungi; Ascomycota; Sordariomycetes; Hypocreales; Hypocreaceae. The transcript has 3 exons. The coding region runs from base 190 to 999 and encodes 269 amino acids. Gene Ontology annotation, molecular function: heme binding; oxygen binding. The record is from RefSeq and is a predicted model, not a curated record.